Molecule: messenger RNA, 2638 nt
Organism: Hyalella azteca
Lineage: Eukaryota; Metazoa; Arthropoda; Malacostraca; Amphipoda; Hyalellidae
Product: thioredoxin, mitochondrial
Exons: 3
Coding region: 38-466 (142 amino acids)
Biological process (GO): cell redox homeostasis
Cellular component (GO): mitochondrion
Molecular function (GO): protein-disulfide reductase activity
Source: RefSeq, a predicted model, not a curated record
UUCAUGUAUAUUGUUUAGCAUUUUCAGGUCUAAUAAAAUGUUCUUACGGUGUACAUUGGCAAUUCCUAGGCAUAUCUUGCUUAGGCAAUUACCCACGAUACAAAAUGCAGUUAAUAUAUCAUCUACUGCUGCUAAUAAAGCUAUGUUUAAUGUUCAAGAUGAAGAGGAUUUUCAGAAGCGAGUUAUUGAUUCUGCAACACCAGUAAUUGUUGACUUCCAUGCCAGCUGGUGUGGUCCGUGCAAGCUGCUGGCCCCAAGGAUUGAGAAGGUCAUAGCUGGCAAGGGUGAAAAAGUACAUCUGGCAAAGGUUGACAUUGAUGACAUCUCGGAUGUUGCUCUGAAAUAUGGGGUAUCCGCAGUGCCCUCAGUGAUAGCCAUCAGGAAUGGCAAGGUGGUUGACAAGUUUGUGGGCCUCCAAGAAGAGAACCGCAUAGAAUCUUUUAUCAAUGGAGUUAUUGCCGAGUAGAAAAAAUCAAAACCUAGAUUUCCCUUAUAGAUAUCAUCUACAUUUGUUUUGAAAUGAUAUGCUCAUUAGAAUAGUUCUACUGAAGAUUCUAGUGACAUUGCCUGUGAUUUACUAAGCUGUCAUCUUGUAUGCUAUGAAUAAUAUUGGUCUAGGCUUGACUGGUCGCAUUUAUUGUGCCACAGUAAAAUUGUAUGAAUUUAGUGAUCUUCAGUCAUUUCGAUUUAGAGAUGCUAUGUAUCUCAAACAUUAUGAAUGUAGCUCGACUGUUACUAUGAUGAUAUUCGAUAUUUAAGCUCGUAUGUUUACCAUGGUGAAUUCUAGGGUGGAAACUGCAAAGUCUUGUUCUUUGAAAAGCUGAAAUUCAUUUCAGAACAUUGUUUAUUUCCUGUAUGAAAUGAAUGAAGUCACAAACAAUUUGCCAUCCCGGUGACUGAGCCAUAAAUUUGUUUAUGCCUGUCUUAUAUUUUUUGUGGCCAACAUUAACUUUCAUUAUGUUUGGUUCAUUGGUUUUGUUGAAGGAAAGAUUAAAUUUUUAUUUCUAUCUCUCCUAAUAUUUGUCUAUUCUAUGAUUUUCAUCUGUAAGUUUCGUGAACAUUUCACCACAUUUUUUAUCCAAAGCAAUCUUGAUGAAAUUAUGGGUAUAGCCUCUGCUGAUGAAAUUCAUACACCUGUUUUUUGCCUUGUUUUGGUUACUUUAUUAACAUGGAAAUAAUUCAUUUUAAAUUUUAAAGAACCACUUUUUAUAGAAUCACUUGAUUCAGAAUUUAUCAUUUACCUGAUGUUAGCUUUCAUUAUUUGCUGCUGUUUGAAACCAGUUAAUUUGAACUUUGAAUUUUUAUAUGUAUCAAUGUUUCAUUGAAUUAUAGUAUGUUUUCUAUUCCAUAUUGAUUCUUGAAAGUUGUUAUCUCUUGUGGAGUUAAAUAGUGAAGCAAUGAUGUAGUGCAGUGAAAUGGCAAGUUAUCAUGUCAUGAUACCUAGAUUCUGCUCUCCACUUCUGCCUUACUAUUCUAAUGAUGUCACCUACGAUUUACUUCUCACCUGUCAAUUGAUAAGGAAGUUUCUCUAACUGCGUCUUAUCUGCGUUUGCUUCCAACCAUAUAUAUAACUGCUGACUAGAUGUUUUGAUUACGUAUGAGUUGCUUACUUAGGUCAUAUAACAGCCAUUUCAAAUGAUGUUUUUUUUUCUGCAGAAAUAGUAUCAGACAGAGAUAAAAAGAUUUAUAUUGAUGUUUAAGUAAGGAGCAAUUAAUAUGAUAGUUGACUUGAAUAACUUGAAAGGUUGUGCUAAAUAAUAUCUUCAUUUGUUCAUAUCAUUAAUGUCACAAAUGGAGAUGUAAUAUUCAUGUAGUAAACUUCCAAAGUUGAUGUUAACGAAAUAAGUGAACUUCUGAAUGAUACUGCUCGUUCUGUAUGAUUUUCCAAGCAACUGUCAUACCAAUCUUUGUUAUUCUGUGUGUUGAACGAGCCAUAGUUUUGUCUCAACGACCUUAAAACCUUCUGAAAAUACUCCAGUUAUCGACUGAUGUCGGCUUCCCACUUUCAGUAACCUUUCACUUCCUAUAACCUCUCACUUCCUAUAACCUGUCACUUCCUAUAACCUGUCACUUCCUAUAACCUGUCACUUCCUAUAACCUGUCUCUUCCUACAACCUCUCACUUCCUACAACCUCUCACUUCCUACAACCUCUCACUUCCUACAACCUCUCACUUCCUACAACCUCUCACUUCCUACAACCUCUCACUUCCUAUAACUUCGCACUUCCUCAGCUCAACUGUUGUACCUACUCAUUAGCUUGAUUAGUCAAGUCACAUCUGACCUUUCGGUCUUUCAACAUUUUGUUGGCUGUCGUCCUAUCUUGAUAUUUCGUAUCUUGGAUAAACUGGGCAGAACCAGGUGCAUGAGGCAUUUAAAAGUCUCGUGGUUGGUUUAUAUUUUCCGUUACGGUACUGUCUUUAUGAUGAAUUCAAUUCAUUGUUUCGGUAGUGAUGAGAUUUACGUUUUUUCUGCUAUUUGUAGAACUGAACGACGGAAUGAAAUGUUUUCAGCAGCUCAAUCAUCAAGCGAUGUGUAAGUAAAAGAUAUGUAUCAUAUAUCUGUGUUUAUUAGCUAUAAUUAUCGUCAUUUUUGCCAAUGUACUUAUCAUUUUGUCACUGUAUUAUAUACUCACCUCCA